CGAUAAAACUAAAGGACACAAAUAUUUACGUUAGACGAUAAGAAGCGAUAUGUCUGUACAUUUAGGCACGUAACGUUUCGAGAUUGUCCAGUCAGUUCUCUGUUGUCGUCUUAGAAGCACUCGGUGAAAUUUAAGAGAAUGCUAAAGGCCAAAAUUAUUGCUGUAGACGUGAAGGAUAUAAGGUUCCCGACAUCGGUAAACCACGAUGGAAGCGAUGCAAUGCAUACCGAUCCCGAUUACUCCUGCGUGUACGUAACAAUUAGAACAAGCCGUGGGCAGGAAGGGUAUGGUCUAACAUUUACCUUGGGAAGAGGCACCGAGAUCGUUGCACAAGCAUGUAAGUCUCUGGCCACGAUAGUGCUAUAUCGAAGACUCGAAUGGAUCUACGAUGAAUUUGGGACAUUCUGGAGGCGUUUAACCAGCGACUCGCAACUGAGAUGGGUCGGACCGGAGAAAGGCGUGAUACAUCUGGCUACAGCAGCUAUUAUAAACGCACUGUGGGACUUGUGGGCCCGUAUCGAGGGCAAGCCCGUCUGGCAGCUCCUUUCGGACAUGAAGCCCGAGCAGCUCGUUUCCGUCAUAGAUUUCAGAUACAUUCAAGACAUAGUGACCGAGGCAACCGCGAUACAGAUACUCGAGGAGAAAAUGGCAUUUAGAGAUGAGCAAAAAAGAAAACUGCUGGAGAAUGGAUAUCCCGCGUACAACACCCAGGUCGGGUGGCUGGGCUACAGCGACGAGCAGCUCAAGGAUCUCUGCAAAAAGUUCCUGGGCCUUGGUUACACGGCGUUCAAAAUUAAAGUUGGCCGGAAUCUGGAAGACGAUAUCAGGAGAUGCAAGGUGAUACGCAAGGUGAUAGGCUACACGAACAAGUUGAUGCUGGACGCGAACCAGGUGUGGGACGUCAACGAUGCGAUCGAGUGGAUGAAGCAGCUGGCGACGUUCAAGCCCAUUUGGAUAGAGGAGCCGACGUCCCCCGACGAUGUCUUUGGGCACGCGCAGAUACUCAACGCACUGCAGCCGUACGGUAUCGGAGUGGCCUCCGGCGAAAUGUGCGCGAAUCGCGUUAUGUUCAAGCAGUUCCUGAGGUACCACGCGAUCAACUACUGUCAGGUAGAUUCGGCGAGGAUCGGCGGGAUUAACGAGAUCCUGGCUGUGUACUUCAUGGCGUACUUAACUAAAAUACCAGUUUGUCCGCAUGCCGGUGGGAUAGGUUUGUGCGAGAUGGUACAGCACCUUCAGAUGUGGGACUAUAUUUGUCUAAGUCAGACUUCCGAAGAUCGCAUGAUAGAAUUCGUCGACCAACAGCACGAGCACUUCGAGGAUCCAGUUUGCAUUAAGAAUGCGUGCUACAUGCCGACCAUGAAGCCUGGAUACUCGACUAAACUUAAGGAAAAGAGUAUCGCACAGUACGCCUAUCCGGAUGGUGAUCAAUGGAAGAUUACCGAAAUAAACAAAGAUGAGGAAGGGGACGAUUAGAGAUUCUUAUCAAAAAUUUAUAUGUACCUAUAAUUCUUUCAUAAAAACAAUCUACAUAAAACUAUAUAUAUAAAUCUUUUAAAAAUAUAAUGAAUAAGUACUAUAACAGAUAUAAUAAAUACCACAACAGAUAUUACAACGCGUUUAAUAUAGUUCUAAAAAUAAAAUUGUAAAGCUA
This is a messenger RNA of Vollenhovia emeryi, 1654 nucleotides long. Its product is annotated as mitochondrial enolase superfamily member 1-like. The transcript has 6 exons. The coding region runs from base 139 to 1476 and encodes 445 amino acids. Gene Ontology annotation, molecular function: magnesium ion binding; L-fuconate dehydratase activity. Gene Ontology annotation, biological process: amino acid catabolic process; carbohydrate catabolic process. The record is from RefSeq and is a predicted model, not a curated record. NCBI's taxonomy places the organism in Eukaryota, Metazoa, Arthropoda, Insecta, Hymenoptera, Formicidae.